This is a messenger RNA of Oryza sativa Japonica Group (Japanese rice), 3238 nucleotides long. The record is from RefSeq and is a predicted model, not a curated record. NCBI's taxonomy places the organism in Eukaryota, Viridiplantae, Streptophyta, Magnoliopsida, Poales, Poaceae.
CCCCAAAAAAUACCCGCCGCCUUUUCUCCCCUCCCCGCCCUGAUCCACCGCACGGCCGCGCGCGCGCCACGCCGGUGUGGAGAACGAUGGCCGCCCUCCGCCUCCCCACCCCGCCGCCGCCCCGCGCCCCCGCGCCGUGGCUCCAUUCUUCCCACCGCCGUCGGGUUGCGGCGCCGCGGGGCGCGGGCGGGGGCGGGGGCGGGGGCGGGGCGGUCCCGCCGCCGCCGGUGAGGACGCUCCUGAUCGACAACUACGACAGCUACACCUACAACAUCUUCCAGGAGCUCUCCGUCGUCAACGGCGUGCCGCCGGUGGUGGUGCGCAACGACGAGUGGACGUGGAGGGACGUGUACAGGUGGGUGUACAAGGAGAGGGCCUUCGACAACAUCGUCAUCUCGCCUGGCCCGGGAUCUCCGGCCUGCCCUAGCGACAUAGGUAUAGGCCUGCGGAUACUUUGCGAGUGUGGAGAUAUACCCAUCCUGGGUGUCUGCCUUGGCCACCAGGCCCUGGGAUUUGUCCAUGGUGCUAAAAUCGUCCAUGCUCCUGAAGCUAUACAUGGCCGGCUUAGUGAACUUGAACACAAUGGAUGCUACCUCUUUAAUCACAUCCCAUCAGGUAUAAACUCUGGAUUCAAGGUAGUGCGCUAUCACUCACUUGUAAUAGAACCAGACUCUCUAUCUGAGGAUCUUAUAUCAAUAGCAUGGACUGCUUCUCCAAAAAUGCUCUCAUUCCUUGAAAGCGAUAAGCCUGAUAUAACUAGCAGUACCUUGUGGGGAUCAUUGGAUAACUUAUUCGUAACAAACCAGUCAGAGUGCAGUACCACUGAUGGAAAAAUGCCCAGCAUAAACGAUGCAAGUGAGUUAGAUGGCUACAGGGUUCUCAUGGGCGUUAGGCACUCUACCAGGCCUCACUAUGGAGUGCAGUUUCACCCCGAGAGUGUUGCUACUCAUUAUGGAAGACAGAUAUUUCAAAACUUCAAGAAGAUAACAACUGACUUUGGAUUACAGACACCAUUGCUUCAGGAAAGAAAGGUUCACAGUAUUGGUAAACUGGAAAGAUCCCAAAUCAGUUCUCCAGAUCUCAAGAACUUUGUUGCAAAUGACUUGUUACAUUCUGCAAGGUUGAAACUUUGGGAUUCUGUUGGGCCUUGUGCUCUUCCAAAGCGAAGCAGUGGGGACAAAUGCUUACGGUUGCAAUGGAAAAAGAUUGAUAACUUCCUCAAUCGCAUAGGUGGCUCUGAAAACAUUUUUUCAGUGCUUUUUGGCCAUCAUAGCGCUGAAGAUACAUUUUGGCUGGAUAGCUCAUCAGUUGACCAGAAUAGGGCACGAUUUUCAUUCAUGGGCGGCAAGGGCGGGCCCCUUUGGAAGCAAAUGACAUUUCACCUUGCCAGUCAACGAGCCAAUUGUGGAGGAAACCUUACUAUUCGAGAUGCUUAUGGUUGUACUGUCAGAAACUUUCUCAAGGAUGGUUUCUUGGAUUUCCUUGACAAGGAGAUGCAAUCCAUUCAAUACAUUGAAAAGGAUUAUGAAGGACUUCCAUUUGACUUCCAUGGUGGAUUUGUUGGAUACAUAGGAUAUGGUCUUAAAGUUGAAUGCGAUGCAUCAUCUAAUAGUGCAAAAUCAAGUACCCCUGAUGCAUGCUUCUUCUUUGCUGAUAACCUAGUUGUGGUUGAUCACAACAAUGGGGAUGUGUACAUUUUAUCAUUACAUGAUGAAUAUUCUUCUGGUAAUGGAGAUGGAGAUUACCAAAACUCAAUACAUAGUUUAUGGUUAGCAAAUACUGAGAAGAAGCUUCUCAGGAUGGAUGCCAUGGCCCCAAGAUUAUCGAUCAAUGGAAACUCGUCGAUCAAUGGGAACUCAUUUACCAUAUCAUCCAGUGUGAAUAAGCAAAGAUUUGUCAUCGAGAAAUCAAAAGAUGAAUAUAUCAGAGAUGUGCAGAGUUGCCUGGAUUACAUAAGAGACGGAGAAAGCUAUGAAUUGUGCUUAACUACUCAGAUGAAGAGAAGAACGGAUUAUAUGGAUGCUUUGAAACUCUACCUGAAAUUGCGAAAACAAAAUCCAGCCCCUUAUGCAGCUUGGCUUAACUUCUCCUCAGAAAACCUGAGUAUAUGUUGCUCUUCUCCUGAAAGGUUUCUGCGACUAGACCGAAAUGCAAUUCUGGAAGCAAAGCCAAUCAAAGGUACUAUAGCACGUGGCAGAACACCAGAGGAAGAUGAAUGCCUACGUUUGCAGUUGAAAUACAGUGAAAAAGAUCAAGCUGAGAACUUGAUGAUUGUUGACCUCCUAAGAAACGAUCUUGGUAAGGUUUGUGAACCUGGGAGUGUGCAUGUUCCUCGCCUCAUGGAUGUGGAAUCAUAUAAAACUGUACAUACCAUGGUAAGUACCAUUCGUGGAACCAAAAUGUCGGACCUAAGCCCUGUCGAUUGUGUAAAGGCUGCCUUUCCAGGAGGUUCAAUGACCGGGGCCCCGAAAGUUAGAUCCAUGGAGAUUCUUGAUUCACUUGAAACUAGUCCGAGAGGAAUAUACUCAGGAUCAGUUGGAUUCUUUUCAUAUAACAAGACUUUUGACUUGAAUAUCGUGAUCAGAACAGUUGUCCUGCACAAUGGAGAAGCUUCGAUUGGGGCAGGCGGGGCUAUUGUAGCAUUGUCAGAUCCAGAAGCAGAGUACAAUGAGAUGCUGCUUAAAGCAAAAGCUCCAACAAAGGUGGUUGAAGAGUGCAGUCAACAAAUAUACAACCCAGAUCGUUCGGAUUCAAUGCAGACAACCGUAAGUUAGAAUGGAGGGUGAAAACGAGUCUUCUUAUGAAAACACAACCAGCAUUACAAGGUUUGGUAUACAAUGACCAUCAGUUUGGAUCUGAAAAAUUCGAUCUCCGCUGUUGGUGCACAUAUUAAUGGCUAAACUACAAGGAAGUCGCAGCACACCUAUUCUAUAAUUGGGAAUUCUAAAAGCAACAAAAGGACAUUUUGCUGAAAGAAAGGUGCCUAUGCCAAGGUGGUGAAAAGCACAUUGGAGCAAAAUUCAUGGUGUACUACAAUGUAGAGUUAGACUAGAUUACAGCUGACAUGCCUUCUCCACAAAACAACAGUGCACAUGAUUUUAUUGAUUGAUUGAUUCCCCUAUUGUGGUGAUUGCACUGUGUAAUAAUAAUAAACUGAUAAAAGAAAGAAACCCAUACUGAAAUGCAUUUCAUAGCAGAUUCAUAUAUAUAUAUAUUGGCAUGUAUUUGCAAGAUUGCA